Molecule: messenger RNA, 600 nt
Organism: Xenia sp. Carnegie-2017
Lineage: Eukaryota; Metazoa; Cnidaria; Anthozoa; Malacalcyonacea; Xeniidae
Exons: 4
Coding region: 186-587 (133 amino acids)
Source: RefSeq, a predicted model, not a curated record
GGUUAACCCAACAAAAUAAAGUGCGGUUCACCAUGCAGUGAAAAACAAGUCUUGCAUCAUUAUAAAUAUAAAAAACGCAAACACCAUAAAUCAUUUACAAGUGUUCAAAAGUCAACGAACAGUUGCUUACAUCGAAAAGAAAGACGAUUUGCAAAAAACGAUCAACCAAUUUUUCUGCAAGCAAAAUGGAUCGAUAUUUUUUAAGAAGUAAAAAGGAAGUUUAUGUUAUUGUUUUAACACUAUGCCAGUUCUGUGCAGCAGCAGCCAAGAAAACGUGUGAACCUCAGGAAGAUGUUGUGUCCAUAUACAGUGACAAAUUUGACGAAGCCCCCCCUCAAGGCUUCGGACCAUAUUUUAUCAAAAUACACCGCUGUGCAGAAUAUUCACAAACUCACUAUCCGUCGAAACCAGUGAGAUGGCAAAAGAUAGGCAUCGUACUGAGAGAUUCACUGACGUUUAAAUAUUACGAAUACAUUUUACAUAAUCACACCAAGUGUAAAUGCUCCACCAAUUUAACAGUCUUUCAAUACAACAGAGAAAGGCGUGUAGCUGUGAAUGUGAUGUUAGGGUGCUCUCGGUUCAGAUAGUCAAGAAAGAGAG